GUGUAACUAUUGAUAGCUUGUUGACUCCCGUGGUUAACGCUUCUUAGGACUGACAAUGUCCGAUCCGUCCCUCAAACCCCCCGCCAGCAAAGAACCGAUGAAGCCACCGCAAGUGGUGGCCCUCGCUGGACCCGGCGGUGGCCUCCAGUUGCCGGUAACCGCGCCUCAGAAGCUGAACCCCAGCUCCAAUGGACCCUCAUCAUCCUCCGCUUCUGGCUCGGCCACCGGUAAUCCUCGCAACAAGUGCGCCCUGAAGCCGGGGUACUCUCUGAUGAGCUGGAUACGGCUGUGCAAUUCUGGAGCGGAUUUAUCGGGAACCGGAGGACGUGUGGUGCCCGUCUCCCGGCUGGAAUUGGCACGGCACAACAAGGUCGACGACGCCUGGAUGGCGAUUCGAGGUCGUGUGUUCAAUGUUACCCGCUACAUGGACUUCCAUCCCGGCGGAGUGGACGAGCUCAUGCGAGGAGUUGGUCGCGAUGCAACCAAACUUUUCGACGAGGUACACGCCUGGGUGAACUAUCCGCAGUUGCUGGGGAAAUGCUAUGUGGGACCGCUGAAGGAUACGGAUACAAAACCCCCGAAAGAUAGCCCCACUAUUACCAGUGCGCUUUUGAAGCCUCCAGAGAUUGUGCCCCGUUUUGAUUGGAUCCAGCAGAGGGGCGAACUUACCCUAAUUUUCUACACCCGCAGCUUGGCCAAUCCGGGAUUGCUAGUCCGACGAAAAGAUUCCUUGCAGCUGACAGUGCGGGUCUUAGUCCAGCACAAUUGGCACACCUUUGACUUUCAGCUAAGCAACACUGUGGUGUGGCCUCCAAAGGCAGCGAAGAUCGGUCCAGAGACGGGAAAGAUUGAGUUGGUCUUGGUCAAGGAGGAGGCGGAACCUUGGCCAACGUAUGGCACACAUGUAGCCAGCAAACUGGAGUCCACCAGCACACAAGAAGAAAGCUACGAGUAUGAAGUAACAGAAAGCAAGGAUUUCAAUCACGAUUCCUUUGACUUCAUCUUGCAAAGCGUGCAGCGGGAGGUAAUUAUGCUUCUGCCAGUGGGUUAUCAUUUGGAUAUAGAAGCGACCCUGGAAGGUGGACCAGUACAGCGAAGCUACACACCUGUGGAUCCGUCCUACCUACAUUUAGAUGAGAAAUCCUCUUCUAGUUUAGGGUGUUUAAGUUUUCUGAUCAAAAAAUAUCCCAAUGGUCCCGUCUCCAGACACCUGCAUCAACUCCAAGCAGGAUCCCGCGUCCAAUUGACCACGCCGCGUGGAACCUUCCAGCUCUCUGAAAUCACAGCGCACAGAAACAUUCUACUGCUGGCAGCAGGAAGCGGGUUAACGCCCAUUUUAACUCUAAUUCAACCAGUCCUGAAGAGGAACACAAAUCGAAUUGAGAGCCUGCAGCUGAUGUACUUCAACAAAACCCAAGAGGACAUCUGGUUAAAAGAAAAACUGGAGGAAAUACACUCCCGGGACGAGAGAUUCAGCUGCACAAACUACCUUUCCCAAUGCGAAAAUAGUCCUCAAAGGAUAUCCCUGGAGCUUCUGACCCCAAUGUUCCAGAAAAAGCAACCUGGACGAUGUACUUAUGUGGCCAUAUGUGGACCCAGUGGUUUCAAUACCGCUGCCAUAGAUAUUUUGAAGCAACUUGAUGUUGAGCCUAACCAAAUGCAUGUGUUCCGCGGCUAAAUGAAAAAGUUAUUUCAUUGCGCACUUAAUCUUCAUCACUUUUAUUUACUGUAUAGCAAACGGUUUCGACUUUUGUUGUUUUUUAUUGUUCUUACAUGUUUUCGUUUUAAUAAUUUAAUAAGUUUAACAAAUACUAGAAAAU
Molecule: messenger RNA, 1820 nt
Organism: Drosophila biarmipes
Lineage: Eukaryota; Metazoa; Arthropoda; Insecta; Diptera; Drosophilidae
Product: cytochrome b5 reductase 4
Exons: 2
Coding region: 56-1678 (540 amino acids)
Biological process (GO): generation of precursor metabolites and energy; superoxide metabolic process
Cellular component (GO): endoplasmic reticulum
Molecular function (GO): oxidoreductase activity; heme binding
Source: RefSeq, a predicted model, not a curated record